Messenger RNA from Ochlerotatus camptorhynchus, 2025 nucleotides. RefSeq lists its product as uncharacterized. The record is from RefSeq and is a predicted model, not a curated record. The transcript is spliced from 3 exons. Gene Ontology annotation, molecular function: zinc ion binding; nucleic acid binding. Bases 1 to 2025 code for a protein of 674 amino acids. NCBI's taxonomy places the organism in Eukaryota, Metazoa, Arthropoda, Insecta, Diptera, Culicidae.
AUGUCUACGAAGAUUACCAGGUCAACCGACUCCUUGAAGGUGUUCAAGUCAAAACUCAAGGGUCUUCGAGCGUCGUUAAACAACAUUAGUCAGUUCGUUAGGUAUUAUAAAGAGGGUACAACAGCUAGUCAGGUCAAUGUCCGCCUCGAACACUACGAAGAGCAAGAAGGUGUCGAAAAUAAGCAAUUGGAGUUCGAGAAUCGCUACUACGAUGCGAAAUCGUUCUUGAUGGAGAAGGCCAAGAAGUUCCAGGAAGAAUCAGCAUUAAACCAGUCAACACGAAGUGCAGACGCCGCUAGUACACAUGGUACAAUGGACCGUGUGCGCCUGCCGCAAAUCAAGCUGCAGACUUUCGACGGAGACAUCGAUGACUGGCUGAGUUUCAGGGAUCUCUACACGUCCUUGAUCCAUGAGAAGGCAGAACUUCCGGAUGUGGAGAAAUUCCACUAUUUGAAAGGUUGCUUAGCAGGCGAAGCUAAGGCGCUAGUAGAUCCGCUAAAGAUAACUAGAGUCCAUUAUAAAAUAGCUUGGGAGUCGUUGCUAAAACGUUUCAACAACAGUAAGAUACUAAAGAGGAAACAAGUACAAGCGCUGGUCAAACUACCUUCACUCGUCAAGGAAUCGGUCACGGAUCUCCACAGAUUGGCUGAUGAAUUCGACCGUGCGAUUCAGAUAUUGGAUCAAGUCAUCGAACCAGCCGAAUAUAAGGAUUUGCUGCUGGUAGAACUGCUGAGUUCUCGUCUGGAUCCAGUCACUCGACGUGGCUGGGAAGAACACACGUCCGCUAAGGAGCAAGACACUCUACAGGACUUGCAGGAGUUCCUACAAUGGAGAAUUCAAAUCCUCGAGUCUCUACCAGCGAAGGCAGAACUCAAAAACGAGCCGCAGCAACCCAAACGGAAGUCGUUUUCACCGAAGGUCAGCCACAACGCCGUACAAUGGAAUACCGCUAAGUGCCCAUCGUGUACGGAGGUUCAUGGACUACAUACGUGUCCAGCCUUCCUGAAAAUGUCGCUGUCCAGCAGAGAGUCGUUUCUACGAGCACAGUCACUCUGCCGAAACUGUCUCAAGCGAGGACAUCUAGCUCGAGAUUGCUCGUCAAAGUUCUCGUGUCGCAACUGCAAGGCUCGACACCACACACUGCUGUGCGAAGGAAGAAGCAGUAGGAAUGGGUCACCCGAGAAAACCAAUUCGGGUAAUAGUGGCAACCGGAACGACUCGAGUUCUGAUCCCACGGCAGUGAAUGCAGCAUCGGUCGAGACAGCAUCGUCAAACACGGCGCAGCUUCCGACAUCGCAGGUACUUCUGGCUACAGCAGUAGUUGUGAUCGAGGACAGCCAGGGUUCUCGCUAUCCGGCACGUGCGCUAUUAGAUUCCGGGUCGGAAUGCAACUUCAUUUCUGAAAGUCUGAGUCAGUUGAUGAAGGUUGCUAGCCAGAAGGUCGAUAUUUCAAUAUUGGGCAGCGGACAAUCCGGAACGAGGGUCAAGCGAAAGAUUCAAGCCGUCGUCAAGUCUCGAGUCUCGUCGUACUCUAGACCGAUGGAUUUUCUCGUCUUGCUGAAGGUCACAGCUUGUCUGCCUACUUCUACAGUGCAGGCAAAUGGACGGGACAUACCGGCAGACAUCGAACUGGCAGAUCCAGAAUUCUUCCGCUCGAGAAAGGUCGACUUGGUCACGGGCAUCCAAGCUUUCUUCAGCUUCUUCCCAUCCGGAAGGGAAGUUCCACUGGGAACCGUGCCCUGGGAUCCAAACGAAUGUUGUGUUAUUUGGUGCAUGUUCCUGGAUCGCCUGGAUCCAGGGGUGUCUACUCGUUUCGGACUCAAGGGCAGCAACCACACUGGCGGAGUCGGUGAAGAUGGCUAUCGGUCGUUCAUCGGAGGUGGUGGCAGCGAUGAAAGCCACGGUGGCUUCGGCGGAGAAUAUCGAACACUGGUCUGGCAGUCGAUGACAUUCGCUCAGAUUGGGACCACAGAUCCCGAUCCCCACCUUCCCCUGAGCGACCGAGCCAUCGGUGUAUCUGAUUGA